GGAUGGAUAUCCCAACUCCAGGGGAGGAACCCGAUACCGUAUCCUGCGGAAGCGAUCCCUAACCCGAGCGGCAUGGGCUCCAUGGAAGGCGGCGGCGCCGCCGCCACCACCGAUCUCCGCUCUCCCCUCCUCCCCACCUCCCCCGUCGAGGAGAGGGUGGGGAUCGACGAGAUGCUCCGGCGUUACGCGGGGGAGUUCGGCCGGUGGCAGCUACGGCACUUCGUGCUGGCGUCCGCCGCCUGGGCGCUCGAGGCCUUCCACACCAUGGUCAUGAUCUUCGCCGAUCGAGAGCCCGGCCGAGAGGCGGCGGCGUCGGACCCCUGCCGACCGGACUGGCCCGUCGGCGCGGCCGCCUCGACCGUCGCCGAGUGGGGCCUCGUCUGCGGCCAGCGCUACAAGGUCGGCCUCGCCCAAUCCAUCUUUUUCCUCGGCUGCAUGAUCGGAUCCGGCGUCUUCGGCCACCUGUCCGAUUCCUUCAUGGGAAGGAAAGGAUCGCUGACCAUCGUCUGCGUCCUCAACGCAAUCUUCGGCCUUCUCACCUCCUUGUCGCCCACCUACUGGGUCUACGUCGCUCUCCGCUUCCUCACCGGAUUCAGCACCGGCGGCGUCGGCUUGUGCGCUUUUGUCCUCGCCACGGAACCCGUCGGCCCGACCAAGCGCGGCGCCGCCGGUAUGUCCACCUUCUACUUCUUCUCCGUUGGCAUCGCCAUCCUUGCCGGCAUUGCCUACCUCUUCCCGUCCUGGCGCGCGCUCUACGUCGUCACGUCCCUCCCCUCGCUGUUCUUCGUUCUCGCCGUCCUCCCCUUCGUCUCGGAGUCCCCCCGCUGGUACCUCGUCCGUUGCAGGAUCGCAGACGCUAUGGCCGUCAUGCAGACCAUCGCCGAGAAGAACGGGAAGACGAUACCGCCGGGAGUCGUGCUCAAGCUCGACGAAGAAGACGAAGGCGAUGAUGGACGGGACGAAAAAGAAGCCGCCGCGGCCGUCAAGAAAGUGGACGCUCACGGUGUCGAGAAAGCCGUCGUAUCGGGCUCCAUCGUCGACGUCCUCCGCUCGCCCACAACGAGACUUCGCCUCUUCCUGACGGUGGUGAUCAACUUCCUGUGCUCCGUAGUCUACUACGGCCUGAGCCUCAACGUCGUCAACCUCGAUACUAACAUCUACCUCAGCGUCGUCCUCAACUCUGUCGCCGAGAUGCCGGCCUACAUCCUCACCGCACUUCUCCUGGACCUCUUCGGCCGGAAGCCAAUGGCAGUGAGCACGAUGUGGAUCAGCGGGGCGUUCUGCGCCGUCGGGAGCUUGGUGAGCGGCGCGGGGGCGAUGAAGAUCGUGAGGAUGGUCUGCGGGGUCAUCGGCAUCUUCGGGAUGGCGGCGACGUACAACCUGCUGUUUCUAUACACGGCGGAACUGUUUCCGACGGUGGUGCGGAACGCAGCGCUGGGAUGCGCGACGCAGGCAUCGCAGAUGGGGGCGAUCCUGGCGCCGUUGGUGGUGGUUCUGGGGGGCAAGGUGCCGUUCGCUGUGUUCGGGGCCUGCGGGAUCAUCGGCGGGUGGCUCGCCUUCUUGCUGCCGGAGACGUUGAAUCGGCCCUUGUACGACACGAUGGCCGGGCUGGAGGAGGGCGAGCGCAGGGGGCACAAGUGAAAAAGCUUCCGUUUUCCUUUUUCUUUUGGUUUCGUAUCCUUUCUUCGUAGGUAUUCAUUCUAAAGAGGCUAAGACGUAGUAGUAGUAGUAGUAGUAUCUUCGAAAAUAAGUUACAAGAUUGCGUGGGCCAUAGUUGAGUUUGUAGACAACAUUUUUGGGAUGGCAUUAAUAAUUGCGGCGUAGGUCUAAUUAUAGAUUA
Musa acuminata AAA Group (dessert banana) is the source of this 1840-nucleotide messenger RNA. Its product is annotated as organic cation/carnitine transporter 4. Gene Ontology annotation, cellular component: membrane. Gene Ontology annotation, molecular function: transmembrane transporter activity. The transcript is spliced from 2 exons. Lineage: Eukaryota; Viridiplantae; Streptophyta; Magnoliopsida; Zingiberales; Musaceae. Gene Ontology annotation, biological process: transmembrane transport. The coding region runs from base 73 to 1641 and encodes 522 amino acids. The record is from RefSeq and is a predicted model, not a curated record.